UGACACAGUACAAUAAAUAAAAAAUGAUGUUUAAUCAUUAGGAAAAUAUUAUUGUUAAAAUAAAUCAAAGAAAGGGUGUUUUAUAAAAUAAUGGAUUCCACUGAGGUAUUAGAAGACAAGGAUAGCGGUCCUGAGGUCCAGCUUAAUUUACCCGGUUCUGUUAUGAGCCGAAUAGAAGAAUUAAUGGGAGGAACGGAACAAUUCGAUAGUGAAGAAUUUGACGCUGUGGCCUACAUCAACCGUGUAUUCCCUACUGAACAGUCGCUCUCAGGAGUAGAGUCAGCAGCAGCUCGCUGCGAGUUUCGUCUAGCCAGUGUGCAGCAUGACAUUCGAAGGCUGGUCCGAGCCCAGCAUGAUCAGCGAAUGGCCGGACAUGAAGCAUUGCUCGAUGCUCAGAAAUGUAUUGCUGAACUGGCUUUACAGGUCGCAGAUAUAAACAAAAAAGCUGAACGCAGUGAAAGCAUGGUCCGCGAAAUAACAUCGGAGAUCAAACAACUAGACUGCGCCAAGUGGAACCUUACCGGAGCUAUCACAGCCUUGAACCAUCUCCAUAUGCUAGCUGGUGGAGCCGCAUCUCUCAGGACCUUGGCUGAUAAUAGACGUUACAAGGAACUAGUGUUGCCAUUGCAAGCUAUAAUGGAGGUGCUAGAUCAGCUUCAAUGCUACCGGGAUAUUAAAGAGCUGAACGCCUUGAGGGAGGAGGUGCUCGGCAUCAGGUCGAUGCUGGCUCAGCAGAUACUAGCCGACUUCAAAGAAGCCCUCACUGGUGGUGGUAAGAGUGGCGUGUCUCCCCGGAUGCUGGCGGAGGCGUGUAGUGUGGUGGACGUGCUGGAACCUUCCGUCAGGAAAGAACUGCUCAAAUGGUUUAUAGAUAUGCAGCUACAGGAGUACGAGCACCUGUUCUCUCCUGAGCAGGAACACGCGUGGGUGUCGCACGUGGAGCGCCGCUACACCUGGCUGAAGAAACACCUGCUGCGGUUCGAGGAGACCCUCGCGCUCACCUUCCCCCCGGCCUGGAGGAUGAGCGAACGCCUGGCGCAUCGGUUCUGUAAGCUCACACACAAGGCUCUGAGUGAUCUGCUACAGGCUCGGCGGAACGAGCUGGAUGUCAAACUGCUAUUGUACGCCAUACAGAAGACUUACAACUUUGAAGUGUUGCUGCACAAGAGAUUUAUAGGUACCGAUGUCGGUGCUGAUGCAGCGGACCUGUCCCCCGAGCAUCAGCUGGUGUUUGAUGAUGAAGAGACGGGUGCUGUCCUCCGUCAAGGCUCCCCGUGGGUCGGUCUGAUAGGAUCGUGUUUCGAGUGCCACCUGUCGCUGUACAUCACCAGCCUGGACGCCAACCUCCGAGGGCUUAUGGACAGGUUCAUACAGGACGCCAAGAGUCCAGAUAGCGUCACGAGCGCGGUGGGCAGCGGCGCCGGAGCGGUGAUGUCCUCGUGCGCUGACCUGUUCCUCUUCUACAAGAAGUGUCUCGCCCAGUGCGCCACGCUCUCCACCGGGGAGCCCAUGCUAGAGCUGUCCAUGGUGUUCUCGUCAUAUCUCCGCGAGUACGCCGGCAGCGUGUUGUCGGCCGCGCUGCCCAGGGCCGCCCCCGCCCUGCCCGCCCUCGUCACCGGCCUCCACACCCUGCUCAGAGACGACGCUGUCAGGUACACGAAGCAGGAGAUCACUAAAAUAACGAGCGUCAUCACCACCUCCGAGUACUGCCUGGAGACGACUGUACACCUGGAACAGAAAUUAAAGGAGAAGAUCUCACCUUCGCUGGUCGAGAGGAUAGACCUGGCGCCCGAGCAGGACCUGUUCCACAAGAUGAUCAGCAACUGCAUCCAGCUGUUGGUCCAAGACCUGGAAAUGGCCUGCGAGCCGGCCCUCCAGGCGAUGACUAAAAUAUCCUGGCUGCAUUUCGACAACGUAGGCGACCAGAGCUCCUACGUCACACAGAUCAUCAUGCACCUCAAGAACACGGUCCCCAACCUGCGGGACAACCUCGCGUCUUCGAGGAAGUACUUCACGCAGUUCUGCAUCAGGUUCGCGAACUCCUUCAUACCGAAGUUUAUCCAGAACAUAUACAAGUGCAAGCCGAUCUCGACCGUGGGCUCCGAGCAGUUACUCCUGGACACGCACAUGUUGAAGACGGCGCUGUUGGAACUGCCGUCCAUAGGGUCGGAGGUGAAGCGGCAGGCGCCCACCACCUACACCAAGGUCGUCAUAAAGCUGAUGACGAAAGCGGAAAUGAUUCUGAAGCUGGUGAUGGCGCCGCUGGACGGUAACUUAGAGGGAUUCGUCUCCCAGUUCGUCCAACUGCUGCCGGAGAGUACCUUGGUGGAGUUCCACAAGGUCCUGGACAUGAAGGGAGCCAAACUGACCAAGACACAGCAGAGCUCUCUGGACGCUCUGUUCAAAGAGACCGCUAAGACUGUACAAAAUAAAUAAACACACUACGGAUGUUUUAGAUUGGUACACUUGGAAGAAAUCGCAUGGAAGCUGACCAUUCUUCCACAGAAGAACUGUAGCUGAUCAGAUUUCCAGUGUUGUUAAUACAGUAGUAUAAUAAGUUGUAACCGACAUUCCGCGUGAAACAUGAAUAGAAUUGAACAUGAAUUUUAAAUUAUGUGAUUUUUAUUAAAUGAAUACAUAUUUAUAAAUAA
This is a messenger RNA of Danaus plexippus (monarch butterfly), 2651 nucleotides long. RefSeq names its product vacuolar protein sorting-associated protein 53 homolog (gene Vps53). Gene Ontology annotation, cellular component: GARP complex. Gene Ontology annotation, biological process: retrograde transport, endosome to Golgi. NCBI's taxonomy places the organism in Eukaryota, Metazoa, Arthropoda, Insecta, Lepidoptera, Nymphalidae. Bases 91 to 2436 code for a protein of 781 amino acids. The record is from RefSeq and is a predicted model, not a curated record. The transcript is spliced from 12 exons.